UCGGUAGAAGGAGCCCCCCUAGUCAGACUUGGUUAGUUGCUUGCUAAUUACCUUUGGCUUGGAUACAAGGGUAUUCAGGGCGGGAUCCCGUGAGUCACUUCCUGUGCUUGUUGGGCCCCUAUUCUUCCCUCUGUUCUGCCAGAGCCGUCAGACUCAAGCCUGCCUCUCCUGCAGAGUGUAUGUCAGAAGAACUCCAACCACUUCCCAAGCAGGGAAAAGCAAGAUAAAGCUUUUCAGCACAGUGUGCCUUUGAAGUAUUUAUGUUAAAGCAGCGCUUUAAUCAGUGACCUGAGUUCAUUGAAAAUACAGUUGAAUACAGUUCACCUUUCUGCAUUUCACCCAAGUGCCAAUUACUAUUGGUGCACGGCUAGAGAAUGGUCACCCGGUAUUUGAUCAUGGAGUGAAUGGAUAUUAGAACCAAACUAGGACACGACCUUUGCUGAUUAUUUUUUCCUUUGACUACCGAGCAACAGCUGUCCAUAGAAGAUGAGUGAGCGCUUUGACUGCGACAACUGCAAAGAAUCUCUAUACGGCAGGAAAUACAUCCUCUCUGAAGACAGCCCUUACUGUAUCCCUUGCUAUGACACCCUGUUUGCAAAUACAUGUGAUGAAUGCAAAGAGCUGAUUGGACAUGAAGCUCGGGAGCUGUUCUACGAAGACCGCCACUACCAUGAGCAUUGCUUCAGGUGUUAUCGCUGUGACAGAUCUCUGGCAGAUGAGCCUUUUACAUGUCAGGAAGAAGAGCUGUUGUGCAAUGAUUGCUACUGCAGUGAAUUCUCCUCAAAAUGUAUUGCUUGUGACAAGGUCGUCAUGCCUGGUACCCGUAAGCUUGAAUACAAUGGCAGCACUUGGCAUGAAGGAUGCUUUAUUUGUCACACCUGCGAGCAGCCAAUUGGAUCCAAGGCCUUUGUUCCUGAUAAGAGUGAGAUUUACUGUGUGCCUUGCUAUGAGAACCACUUUGCUCCACGCUGUUUCCGCUGCAAGAAGGCCUUGACCAAAGGAGGUGUUACUUAUCAUGAUGAACCUUACCACAAAGAAUGCUUUGUCUGCAAUGGGUGCAAGACUCAGCUGGCUGGCCAGCAAUUCACCUCCCGGGAGGACUCUCCGUACUGCCUCAAGUGUUUUGGAAACCUGUAUGCCAAGAAGUGUGCAGCCUGUGCCAAGCCCAUCACAGGUUUCGGAGGUGGCAAAUACAUUUCCUUUGAAGAUCGCCAGUGGCAUCAGAGUUGCUUCACCUGCUCGCGAUGUUCAGCUUCGCUGGUGGGGAAAGGAUUUUUCCCCGAGAAGGAUGACAUUCUUUGUCGUGAAUGUAACAGUGACUUAUGAAUUGACCACUGACACCAGUUCCACUCUUCAUGUAUUUUUCUACUCUCAAAUUGCACCAGUGCAGCUUUAAGCCAUUUAAAGCACAAUUUGUGUCUCUGAAAAAGCCUGUCCUCUCACACUUUUCUAAUGACAUUUUGUACAUGUCUCAACUUGUACAAUAAAGAUUUAAUAGAUUA
This is a messenger RNA of Chiloscyllium plagiosum (whitespotted bambooshark), 1502 nucleotides long. RefSeq names its product four and a half LIM domains 3a (gene fhl3a). Gene Ontology annotation, biological process: actin cytoskeleton organization. Lineage: Eukaryota; Metazoa; Chordata; Chondrichthyes; Orectolobiformes; Hemiscylliidae. The record is from RefSeq and is a predicted model, not a curated record. Gene Ontology annotation, molecular function: transcription coregulator activity; actin binding. Gene Ontology annotation, cellular component: Z disc; nucleus; stress fiber.